Messenger RNA from Stylophora pistillata, 1536 nucleotides. RefSeq names its product ornithine decarboxylase antizyme 1. Gene Ontology annotation, molecular function: ornithine decarboxylase inhibitor activity. Gene Ontology annotation, cellular component: cytoplasm; nucleus. The record is from RefSeq and is a predicted model, not a curated record. Gene Ontology annotation, biological process: positive regulation of protein catabolic process. Lineage: Eukaryota; Metazoa; Cnidaria; Anthozoa; Scleractinia; Pocilloporidae.
UUGCUGUUGUCGUCAGUAGUCUGCCUCGGCAGCGACUUGUCAACAAUUUCGCCGCACAAGAAGAAAGAAAACCAACAUCCUAAUCAAAAGCAUCCAGGGAAGUUCGCCAAACAGCCCUGGAGUCAGCAGUGUAUUGUAACUAUAAGCUGCGACAGUGGAUGGACUGGUAUACCUGAUGUCCGCUAUGAUGAGGCAGGAAGUUCAGCAGAUGGUGGUGGAGGGGGCGACGAUGACGAGGACGGUAUAUCCUUCCUCAAACUUUUUUAUGAUUCAAAAAUAGCCAGUGAGAGUGUCAAUGACCAACUAUCAAACUCACUGCGCUACAGCUUUCGCCUUAAAAGUGGUGAACAUGAUGUGGUUGAGUGGAGAGCUGUGUUACAAAAUAGCUUUCUUUAUGUAGAGGUUCCACAAGGGGAGAUUGCUCCAGGAGGGAAAGAGUGUUUUGUAUCACUGCUUGAGUAUGCAGAGGAACAUCUUGACUGCACCUACAUAUUUGUUGGACUACUCAAGGAAAGAGAAGACAGAGCGAGUCUGAUGCGCACCUUCAUGUACAUGGGUUUUGAGACAGUGAAGCCAGGCCAUGAAUUCUGUCCCGACAGUCCACACUUCAUCUUUAUGGCUUAUACCAUUGAAUAGCAGUCAUACCCAAGCCUUGCACAAGCUACCAUUUGCAUACAAUACUUUUACAUUGUACUUAUUAUAAUUAACACUCUCUUAAUUAAUUUAAAGAUUGAAGUGUUCCAAGAUUUGAUGCGGGUUUCCUAAAUUUCAUAGUGUAGAGAUCGAUAUGAAAAGGCAAAGCAGUGUCUGUUUGGGACAAUACUCAAACCAAUUUGAUGUGCAUUGAUUGAGGAAGAAUGGAAAAAGUUAUUAAGCCAUUUAUUUUGACCUAAGUCUUGCCAACUAUUUGGCUUGGUGUAAACUAGUUUUGGAGGCUUGUACUUGCCUCAAAAAUAAAUAUAAGGUGCUCAUAAAAGUAACAUAAUUUACCUUUUCCAUUUCUCAUUACAGAUCAUCAGAUGAAAUUUUACAUAGUUGAUUGCAGUGAAGUAAGAUUCAUUGAGCUUAGUAAUCCUUUGGGCAAAAUAUUAAGAAAUUAUAGAGUUUAUUAGUUCAUCCAUCUUGUAAUUGUUAAGUAUUUUACAGUAUGUGUGAUUAUUAGUUAUUAUGCAUGACAGUUCAAGUAUCAAACAGUUUCCCAGAUAUUUUUCUUAUUGUAUCUUUAUGGUAGAUUCAAGUGACAGCUUUACUCAGACAGUCCUCCUUUCUCUAGCCAGCUAGUCUUGCCUUUCUUUUUACAAGAAUUGUGGGGGAAAACAUUUUUGUCUUGAACAUGAUACAGGAAUCAUUGGAAAGACAAUUUGAUAAAUAUUGUCUCUAAGUUUGGUGUGUGGUAGAUGCUCUUUGUAUGUGCAAAUAACUGUUGUUUUGAUGCAGGCUUGCUCUGUAUGGAUAGCUAGUGUGGUGUGCAUUCAUGGUGAGACAAUUUCAUGUUACUUAUGAAAUCAAUUCAACAAUAAAAUUACACUGAAGUCA